AGGAUGUGCCCUCUUCUCACUGCCAACUCCCUGUCUGGCAGAGGUUUUCCCAGGAAGGGCCAUCUGCUGCAUGUAAUGAAAUCGUCUCUCUUAAAAGUCAAACUGUUCAGUGAUCAGACUCCCUAUCCUGAGGUCACACUCCAAAACACCAGCGAAGCCAUCGGGCUGGCUUGCAGCUCCAAACAACACGCACAAAUUCAGCCUCCUUUGUCUGCAGCAGGGAGGCCCUGCCCAGGACCAGCCUAUCCCAGAACAUCCACGAAGAGCUUGAGGGUGCACACAACAAGAUCUGCACUUCACUGAGAGCUAGAAUGACUUUUCUUGACCCAGAACCACAUACAAAGAACAAAACUUGCCCAGAAUUUGUUGUUGACCUAAAUGAACUCGUGACAGACUUCAGGGCAGAAUGAGCAAAAUGGGGAACAUUUUGCACAAUGCAGGAGUUCCCCCUGUGAGGGUGAGACCGUGUUGAUUUCAUCAGGUUCUGACUCUUCAAAAAUCAUUCAUUUACUGCUUGAGAAACUCAGCAAAGCAGGAGUUUUUUCUCCACUUGAGAAAUCCCUCAAGACACUUGCCUAACACAGAAGACAACAUGGAUGCUAAAAAUGUAGUUAAAUCCCAGGCAACCUUUUCCUGCCUGAAGGAUUUGUUAGAGGAUGGUGAUGACCUGCUUCAUUUAAACGGUGUGGUUGAUGUCACUGCUGGAAGAGCAGAGGAAUACUGCAGCAGACAGGUGCCUUCCCACUCCACAGAUGUAACCACUUGUCACACAGGCAACUGUUGCCUUAACACAAAAGACUCUGGAUCUCCUCAGUCUCUGGCAGAUGUCCAGGCAUGUAAAAGGCCUGGGCUGGGCAGACCUCUAAGCAGGAAUUCCCUGCUGGGUGAGCAGGCAGACACUUCCCUAGGUAAUCUCACUGAUUUUGGAAAAGAUGAUUCUGAAAAUUCUGCUGCUGUUCUGGAGAUUUAUGCAGAGAAAGUAACAAAUGUAAAUGAUGACUUUUCUGAUGAUGACCUGGAGUACUUUGAAUGUUCAGAUGUGCUUACAGUACAUGAAGAUGAAAUCUGGAAAAAGAAAUUAGAAUUUUUAUUAGAAAGUGAUGAUGAAGAUGAUCUAAAACUGGGUAAGGAUUGUGAUGGGUGUGCUUACUUCCUCAGUGAAAUGCCUUGUGUGUUCCAAGUGUCAGAUAACACUACGCCUAUGGAUACCCCCAUUGGCUUCUGUGAGCAUCAGUCAAAAACCAAAGGAGUAAACGUAAGGAGAGACCCCUCUAUGUACAGCCAGUCAGCUUUGCAGACAGAGAUGACUCUCACUGUUGGACACCACCGAGAUAAAAGUGCCAUUUUGAAAGACAAAGAGAAGAAUCAAGUGCCUGUUUCUUCUGCAGCCACUGGAAAUGAACAUCCCAGAAGUGAAGAAGAGACUAAUGGAAGUGGCCAUUUGGCUGCAGGUUCCUCAAGGGAUGAACCAAAGCCCACGGACACUGUCCCUGCCCAGGUAGAUUCCUCUGCCAAUGGCAUAGGUGCUGCUUGCACAGCUCAGGCUUCGGGGACAAUGACAGAAACCAGCCCCGACGGGGACAUGCUGGGGGAAAGCUCGCUGCUGCUGGAGGAGGGGAGAAGGAAUGUGCCAGAGGGAAAUGCACAGCACGCUGUCUGUACCUUAACAGAAAGUCUGAGGAGAAACCUUUUGAAGCUGUUGAACCCUAUAGAACUUUGCAGAUAUGUAAGUACUAUAGGACAGUCUUUCCAGGCUGCAGCAGCAGGCAGGGAAUCCAGAGCUCCGUCUCCCAGCCAGGAAGGUAUCUGUUCAGCACAGAUUCCCGAAGAGGCAGAAAGUGUGCAAAUGCAGGCUGGUCUGUGUCGGACAGAAGAGGCAGAUAAGGACAGUCACUGGGAAAGGAAAAGGACUUGGGGGCUGUCUGAGCAAAAGCAGAUGCCAGAUGAGAACAUCUUGUUUGGGAGUCAAGGUGCUAAUCAUAAAAGCAUUACCCAGAAUUGUGAGAACCUCUGUAUGGAGCCCAGAACAGAAAAGGAAGGCAUCUUCAGGACUUGUGAGAGUGCAGGAACCAGCCAGCUCUCUGCUGAAAACAUGCUGCAAGUAAAGAAUGCAGAUUUACAGACCUCUUCUCUUCACUGUGCUCCUUGUGAAAAGAGAGAAGGUUGUCACCAACAGGUCUUCUCUGGACAACAAAUUAUUAGGAGUGGCAAAAAGUCAGAGAAUAACAUUUCCCCUUCUCCUCGAUGGGAUAUGGACUCUCUUCCUGAUAAACAGGAAUGCUUGUGUGCUGUUCUCUCUUCUGCAAAGCUGUGUGAUGAGCCAGGGGAGGGAGAGCAGAGGCCUGGGCUUGACAUACAUGAUAGCAGUAACCCAGAUAUUCUCUGCAGCCGAUCAGCCGAUGAGGCUGUGUCUGAAGCUAAUCCCAAGUCAGUUCUGGAAUCUGGAGAACCUGAGUGCCAAGGAGAUGCUGAUGUAUCUGCAGUGCAUGACAAGCUGUGGAAACUUCUUCAUGAAGAUGACUCAGACUAUCAAAUCCCAUUUGAAAACAGAGGCGUCCCAAGUUUAGGUACGAGGCUGACAGAUAUCCAAGUCACAGAACUGAACUUUGUGCGGGAGACCUGUUCCGAUCAGCCUUUGCCAAUGGAUUUGAUAGAAGAGCAGGAGCCCAUCACAGAACCAGCUCAUAACCCCAGAACUGAGAAAGCUGCCUGCAAUGUUUCUGAUAUCCUCCUGCAGAGAGCUGCAGCAUGUGAGAGUGCAUCCAUAGGAAACAUUUGUCUUGCACAAGUGGUAGGAACAGAUGGUGUCUGUCUAAAUUCUGGCACUGGGAAUGAGAGGGAAACACCAUCCAUUUGUGUUUCAGCAAGCAGUGUCCUACUAAGUACCCAGGAGUGCUUAGAGCCAAAUCCAAUGGCCACGGACAGGAAUGGAUCCACUGCAGCUUGGGAAGGGAAGCUUGCUGUUAAUAAUGCUGCCCAAACCUGUGAAGCAGAUUCUCCUCAAAGGUUACAAAAUACUCAGAGUUGUAAUUUAGCAUGUCCCAAAGCUGACAUAUCAGAUAUGUCACAUGGGACAGCUGGACAGUUACUUCACACUGAAUACAACAUAGCCAUGACAAAUGAGUCUGUACCUGGAGAAGGCUGUCAUUUUAUGGACUCCUAUCCAGUGAGAGGAGAACUGCCUUAUUUCCUUGAAGAGGAAGACAUUUUCCCCUGUGAAAAUACCAGCCAGUUUAUACAUGCAGAACACUCUUCUGUUAACACCAUACAUAAAAGUUGUGUAGUGAAUUUACAAGAAAAAGGAAAUCACUCAGGCUUGAGUGCACCAAAUUUCACUAAUUCUGACAGCUACCAUCUCUCAAAAAAUAAUGGCUGUCAGGAUUUUCAAGUUGUUUCUAAUGCACAGAAAUACAGUGAUGUAAUGCAAUCACCUAGUUUAAUUCAGAUUCACGAAAACAUAAGAACACAUAAGAAUCUACCCCAAAAUACGGACCAACUGACAGAAACAGCAAAACAAGAAGGAGCAGUCCCUCCCCCUUCUGGGGAGCCAUUUUUAAGAGAUUUUUAUGUAGAAGUGCCCAGCUGUGAACCAUGUAAACCAGGAGGAGAACAGAGAGAGAUUUGCAUACCUGAGGAACACAGGGCUGAAGCUUCCUGUGACUCAGGAGUUAGUCAGGUUUCAGAGAGUCAGACUGCAGCUUCCCUUUGUAAUACAGCAGAACAGCAUUCAUUUUUUGUUGACAGCACCUUCAGGUCUGAUGAAGGGUUAAAAAUAGAUUCUUCAAAAAAUCCCACCUAUGCAGCUGGAAGUGUAACAUCAGUCAGUGCUCCACUGCCCAGGGAGGCUCAAAGUGAGCACCACAGCACAGCAAGUGGGGAGGAUAGAGGUUCCCAGGAUUGGCUACACUCCCAACAACUGCUUGGAAACAAAACCCUGCCCUUCCCCACAUCUGUAAGCCACUCAGAGGGCCUUCCCAGUGAAUCUGCAGUGGCGUGUCCUGCCACAAGAAAUGAGGGAAAAACUGGAUCCAUACAAACUGGAGUCAAAGUAAAUGGAAAUUUAACUACAUUGGAAAUUUCCUGCAAGUCAUGGAAGGGUCUGUCCCAGAGGGUCCCUGGAGAAACCAAAGGAGAAGCAGCCUUGUGUGAAAAUGAACGUGAGAUUCCAAGAGCUAUUGAAUAUAACCCAGAUGAAGCUGAAGCAAAGGCUCCUUUGCACACUUUGACUGGCUCCCAGGCUCUGGAACAGAUUAUGAAUACUAGCACAGAGCAGUCUUGUCCUGACUUGAUCCCUUCCAGCAAGAUAGCUGAGGCUGAGAAUUCAAUUAAGUCCACUGAGUAUGAUAAAAAGGAGGAAGUCAGGACAGCAGAGAGUGUAGUAAGUGGUUUGGUUAAUUUGCCAUCAGUUGAUUCAGGGAACAACCAGUGUUUUCAAGAGCAACCACCCCACAGAAGAACUUCAUCAUUCUCUUUGGUGUGGACCACACUCGAUCCAUUCCCAGUCAACACAGAAAGCCAAAGAAAUCAGGAAGGGUCAAAAUCCUGCCAGAUACCAGUGGCUGCUGCAGAACCUGAGCCCAUCAGAUGUAGAGAGGACACAACAAAGAGCGGCUAUGUAGCUGCUGGAGCUAAGAAGAAAUUACCACCAGCAACUCUGUCCAAAAAACCCAGGCUGGAGGAGAGGGGAAGUGUCAGCAAGGAUACCAGCUGUGUUAAAAAGUCUGGGAAGAGCGAGGGAGGCGUGAUUCAUAAAGAGGAUAGAAAAGAACAAAGGAAACUCAUUUUGAAAAAGGAUAGCAAAGCCCCCAGGCUGCUGAAGAAGAUCCAAGCAGAGCUAUUCCCCGACUGCUCUGGAAGCAUUAAGCUGUGCUGUCAGUUUGGUGACAUUCAUGGUGACUCCACCAUUACAUGGACUAAAGAUUCCAAGGUACUGGCUCAGCUGCAGAGAAGUGCCCAGGAUGUCUCUCCCGUCUCUCUGGAAAUAGCUGAAGCCAGUUACCAAGACCAGGGAAUGUAUUAUUGCUGCUUGAAUAACAUGUAUGGAAAGGUGACUGCUGAGUUUCAUCUGACUGCUGCAGUAUUGGAACGUCUUUCAAGUUUUCAGAGUUAUGAAGGCGUGGAAGAAAUCGAGUUCAUGCAGCUGAUGUUCAGAGAAGACCCCCUGAGCUCCAGCUACUUUGGUGGGACGCUGCAUGGAGCGAUAAUGACAGAGGGGCUGCACUUUGGCGAGGGGAUGCACCGCAGAGCCUUCCGCAGCCGCGUGCUGCAGGGCCUGGCGCCCGCCUUCGCGCCCGGCCACCCCUGCGUGCUCAAGGUGCACAGCGCCCUCGCCUACGGCACCAAGAGCAGGGACGAGCUGCUGCAGAAGAACUACAGUCUGGCACUGCAGGAAUGCUAUGUCCAAAAUACUGCAAGAGAGUAUGCAAAGUUAUAUGCAGCUGAAGCUGAACCCUUGGAAGGCUUUGGAGAAGUACCAGAAAUCAUUCAGAUUUUUCUUAUUCAUCGCCCUGCUAAUAACAUCCCCUAUGCCACAGUGGAGGAGGAGCUGGUUGGGGAGUUUGUGAAAUACUCUGUCAAGGAUGGCAAGGAAGUGAAUUUCCUGAGAAGAGACUCAGAGGCUGGCCAGAAGUGUUGCACCUUUCAGCACUGGGUGUAUGAGAAGACCAAUGGGAACUUGCUUGUCACUGACCUGCAAGGUGUAGGGAUGAAGUUAACGGAUGUUGGCAUAGCAACCCUGGCCAAAGGAUACAAGGGGUUUAAAGGCAACUGCUCCUUUUCCUUCAUUGAGCAGUUCAGAGCCCUCCACCAGUGCAAUGAGUACUGUGAGAUGCUGGGGCUGAAAUCUCUCCGAACCACUCAUCAAAAAAGAGGAAAGCAGCACCCACUAAAAGCAAAAAUCUGCCAAACUCAUCAACAGUAAAGAAAAUGAUGCCCAAGAAGGCAAGAGAACCUAGAGACUUCAUUUCUUCAGAACACUGAGUGUCACUAUCCCACCUUGUGAAACUACUCUUGAGGACAUGGAGCAGUGACACGCACCAGUGACCUGAGGGGAUAACUUUAGUCUUGCCUUUUGACAUUGCUUUGUAAUCAUCCUGAUGCUGCUGCCAGCAACAAAGGAAGGAGCUGAUCCUCUGCUCUUGGUGCCUGAGAUACAACACUGGGGCAAGGUUUUGAAAACAAACUAAGCCAUCUCCUGGAUUUCCUUACAGGCUUCUGUGGACUGGUAUUGGAGAAGAAGAUCUCUGUGUCUACAUCCAUGGCCCUGUGGUUCAGCUGCUAUGGAAACAUCAAUAUAUUUAAGUUUUGCACAGUAUUGCAUAUGCAUAUGCAUGCUGGGUUACUUAGAAGUCAGGGAAGGUGAAGUUUGGAACACACUGAUAAAUAUUAAAGUUACCACUUCCAUUGCAAAUCAGAGCAAACAUCCUUUGAGCCUAAAUCUUGGACUAUUCAGUGCGAUUUAGGCUUCACAGUGCACUGCUGGUACCUGGCUUUUGGAAGUUCCUACAGGUGAUGCCUAUUCUUUACAACAAUGUUCAGAAGAGUUUCUGUGAGGACGUUGUGACUGUUCCCAAAACAGGAGGUUUAGAACAUCAGGCAAGGGGCUUGAGCAUGGUGGGACGGGAACAAAGCUAAAAGCAUUGGAUAAAUGGUAUUUCAAGGCAGAGGCAAUAGGUUUUUAUCAGAAUUUUGGGAAGUGCUCUGUUUGAAAAAUGCCAUGAGCAUCUCAACCAAUUAAUAUUCCAAAUGUAUGUUGUAGUUUGGUCCCAAAGUCAGAGAUGGUGUUUCACUCUAUUGGCUAAUUACCUUCAGUUUAUUGUCCUCGUCAGUUCAAUGAAAAUCACAAGCUGACCUCUCAGAGGUAAACAUAGCCCUGUUAAUGCCAAGGAAAUCCACAUUCCUAAUGAUGGCAGUGUAGUGGUGAUUCCUUAAGAUGUCUGAUGUGCUUUACAGUGGGGAUCUGGAAGUGCAUGUGUGAGAGUAUGGAUUUCUCACAUAUUCUGGUGCUUUUGCCUCUGAAAGAAGGAGCAGAGUCAUCCUGUUGUGCACGUACCACAGUUGUUUAUUUCUCAGUACAGUGGGAAGAUGUACUGCCAGAGGUCCCAAAGCUUCCUGACCCGAUGCCUUGUCUGCCAGGAACUAUUUAGUGUGAUAAUGGCGUUUGAUAGACUGGACACAAACACCAUUGUCACACUCCACAGCUCUGGGAGCAGGUCCUUAGCCUGUGGAAGGAGUGAUGGAGGCACACUGCAGACUUCAGCAGAGGGGCUUUCAAAGACCUGCAAAACAGACACAAGACCAGGUUUGUGCAUAUUUAUAUGUGGCACAUCAGGGUCCUCACAAGGAGGCAGGACACAGGAUCCUGAAUUGGUUUGAGGUGGAUAUUGUGUCUCUGCUAGCUGUGGGAAUGUAAAAGCUAAGUGGCUUUGAGUGCCCUUACAGACAAGGGAGAUGGACAGCACCGUAGAAAGUAAUGUGUACUAUUCUAGAGGCAAAUUCCUGAGGAGAGGGAUGAGUAAUUUCUGCAAGGGCCUGUGUCUUCCUCUAAGUGGUAGGGUCAGCUCAGAAUCAGCAUCAGACUUUUAUAGCUAUGUCAGACCUGAGGAAUCAAAAUGCUGGGGAUUACAUUUGAUCUUCAUAUACUUGUUUUUAGCAGCAUUUUUGAGUAGCCCACAUAUAAGACAGCCAAGUUGGUCUGUAGUCCUGGUCUCACUGCCCCUGUGCUAUUCCAUAAUGUUCUUCUGGGACACAUCAGCACCUGUGCAUCAGGGAAUUAAGCUCUAGGGUCCAGAGCUGUGGUGCUCAUCUCUGCACAGGCUGGAUGUUUUCAGAGUGUUUCUCUGUGUGUUUGGCCUGCUAGCCAAAUAACAUUUCACCACACUCUCAGUCUGAGAGUAGAAAACAUCCCAUAACAGAUUAUGUGGACUAAGGAGUGGAUUAAGAGCACACAAACAUGCUGCACAGGGAUUUGUAAUCCAUGGAAGUUCAGUUAUAUGCCAUCAUCACAUCUGAAUACUGCAGAGAGGCAGAGAAAACAGAGAAGGAGGAGCACAUGGAAGGGGGGAGGUUAGAAACCAGGGCUGGGGUGAACAGCAGUAACCUUUUUUUUAAGUACUGAAAUCUGAACUUUCUGGCUCAAAAGAGAAUCCCCUGUGUGCUGGUUAGAAGCCUCUUGGGAGGGGAUGCAGUUGUCUUUUUGUGCCAAAAGGUGAGAAUGGGUUGUCUUGCUGUAGUGCUUUUCAACUCCCCUCUCACUUAUUUUUAAGCUCAGAAAUGCAUUCCCAUUUUACAUGCUGUGGAGAAUUUGCUCCUCAUGUGUAGUAAACCCAGACUCUCCAACAGUCUUCUGAAUCUGGUUCUGCAUUAGCAAUAGAGUAUUAAGGAAGUUAAAGCCCUCAAAAGGCUCAUCCUCUGAGAACUCCUCCCUGGAUUUAGCCUUUUCAGCAAUCCUUUUUUGUGAAGGGAGCACAGUGCUCCCAAAUCAGCCCACUCAAUUCUACAGCGUCAAAUGUCGAAGUGCCUGCACAGAGGUGAUGCCAAGGCACCCAGACGAGCUGCUGCCCACCUGUACUGACACAACUGAACCACCAGCCUGCUCUUCACAGUGUAACAGGGGUCUCCUCACCCUGUGAUCUAACUUUGUAUCUUAUCUGCAUCUUCUUCCCAAUUGUAAUGUAGUUCAACCAGUGUUGAUAGGUCAGGGCAGACAUAGUAGGGCUCUGGAUCGGUUUAAUUCUUCAUUUACAUCAGGGACCUCAGGGAAGGGUUUGUGAUAAUUCAGUGCCACAAGCUGUCAGUAGAAGCUGGGUUCUGAGUGCCCUUUGCUGGUGGACAGACCAGCAGAUUUCUCUGAAAUGGACCUUCAGUGUCUGAUUACCAGAUCAGGCUGUUUCAUUUCUCCAGUGUGAUUAUUACAACAGUAAUAUUCUGGCAUUCCCAUCCCUGCCACAAAAGCAAGCUUAGAAAUGCUCGGGCGUGGCUGACAUCCAAGGGAUUUUCAUGUCCCACUGGUUCUGUCUGUGUUUUGAGUCUGUAGUGCUGCAGUGGGACAGAGCUGAGCGUUUGAACACACACACACACACAAAACAGGCAGAUGUGCAGAUCCACAGGUCAGGCGCCUAUGCAGUCCCAGCUAUGAAGGAGACAUCUCUGAAAGAAGGAGAUGAGUGCAGCACACCCUGAGCAUCACAUGGCAUUGAGUCUUUGGAAUUAAUCAUGGCAAAAACCCAGUCAUGCCAGAACAUUCUGUCAGUAAGGAUGCAGCUGUAGCCCUGAGGUCCACGGGGCUGGUGUUGGUAAAUGUGCCUAUGCUGCAGCUGGUGAGAGUGAGAAAUGAUUGCCAAAGGGACAGAGCUGCUGUACCUGGCUUUCUAGUUCACCUCAGUGUUGGUGUCUUCCCUUACCUUUCCUCAUACACAUUUUACUCAGCUUUCUCUCUGCAGCAGAGGGGAAGGAUCAUGCAAAUUCCUACUAAUGAAGCUCCCUGAAGAAAAGCUUGGCAAUCCUGUGCAGAGCAGGAAAGCCCAGAAAUCCUGGCAGAAGGACUCGACUUCACUGCAGAACACGUAAGGAGAAAGCAAGGCAGCUGAUGCCACUGCAAACAGGCAAUUUUUAGUCUCUCAGCUACAUGGAAGCUUCCAGCAAAUCAACAGGAAUAUUUCCAAGACAAAAUAUCAUGCAAGAAAGAGAAAUGGCCACUAGUUUUUAGUACUGCAAGGUGGAAAAAAACCCCCGAAAUAAUGGGAAAGUUACAGGGAGAAAACAAAGUAAACAUCAGAGAAAAAUCCCCUUUUUGCUUCUCUUCUGCUGGACAUUUGUGUAAAGAACAUCAUUGGGAUGUUCCAAUGCAGAGGAGCAUUGUGAAGAAAAAUGGGUUUUCAAGAGUUUUUUGAGAUGGGUCACAGAACCUGUCCUUCCCACAAGGCCAGACCUGGAAGCAUUCUUGGUGCUCCGGAAAGUCUGUCAGCUUCCCCACCACACCAUUUCUUAAAAACAAUACACAGGGUGGUUUGCACUACCCUAACAAAAGCGUAAUCUCUUUCCAAGUGCAGGUAGAGAUCCCUAGGUCCAAGACAUUAAAUCCUGUUAAAUCACACAGUUGAGCCCCGGGUAUGUGUGGAUAUUUUAGUACGCUGAAGUGCUUAGUGUUGGAAAUCCACCUGCACUAUUUUAUUUUUGUUAAUCUCUUUUAGCAUUUCCUUUUCCUCACUUAAAUUUUGCUCAGGAAGGCACUUACCAUUGGAGACAACAGCCAAAGGAUCCUCUGGUGUGUUGUUAGGGCUUGGCAGAACUGGGAUUCUCUCGCAGGACAUUUUGCUGACUGUCUGUACUCGAAUCUUUGGAGUCCUGGUUUCUUUUCUGAGUUCCCAGCAGUGGGCAGCUGCUGCAAGCCUCUGCUUCCAGUGGACACCUUUCCCUCUCCCUUUAUGGGAUCCUGAGGUUUUAAAGUAAACAAUUCAUUCUUGCUCUGAUAAGUCAUAUUAAAAUAUUGAUCUGGGGGAGGGAGAUGACCCUUGCUGCUCUGAGCCGGAGUCACCUUUAGUCAGACUAAAGAAUGGAAAAAAGCUCUGAGACUUCAAUUUUCUCUGUUCCUUCAGAGAACACAUGUGGGGAGGGAAAAAUGCAAAAGAUAAGGGGGUUUCAGCUCUUUGUUUUGCUGAACCCUGAGAUGAAGAGUGUUUACUCUGGCUGCGUAUUAAUUGCUUACUUCUGCCAGUGAGACUGAUUUCGUCAGUUCCUCAGUGCUCAUCUCAUGUUCACUGCUGAGGCUUGCCAAUCUUUUUUCUGUCUUAAAUUUUGAUGUACUGUCUACUUUUCUUGGUAAUUUUCAGGUUUUACACCUAGGAGGUAGGGGGAAAAGCCUGGCUUCAGUUGAGCCUGUGUGAACACCACUGGCAAACCCAGGAAUGGUACACACCUCCCAGGACCUCAUUCAACAACGAGACCAUUGCAUAAACCUCCAGUUUAGGGCCUGAUGAAUUUCACUUUUUUUGUGAAGGCUAAAAUAGGAUUUGAACCUGAGAUUUUCUCUGAACAUAAAAUAAAGCACAUUUUGGGUAUGAGAA
Pyrgilauda ruficollis (rufous-necked snowfinch) is the source of this 11063-nucleotide messenger RNA. It is a transcript of the gene ALPK2, whose product is annotated as alpha kinase 2. Lineage: Eukaryota; Metazoa; Chordata; Aves; Passeriformes; Passeridae. The record is from RefSeq and is a predicted model, not a curated record. Gene Ontology annotation, biological process: protein phosphorylation. Gene Ontology annotation, molecular function: ATP binding; protein serine/threonine kinase activity.